Messenger RNA from Alternaria rosae, 792 nucleotides. RefSeq lists its product as uncharacterized. The record is from RefSeq and is a predicted model, not a curated record. The transcript is spliced from 2 exons. Gene Ontology annotation, cellular component: endomembrane system; SNARE complex. The coding region runs from base 1 to 792 and encodes 263 amino acids. NCBI's taxonomy places the organism in Eukaryota, Fungi, Ascomycota, Dothideomycetes, Pleosporales, Pleosporaceae. Gene Ontology annotation, molecular function: SNARE binding; SNAP receptor activity. Gene Ontology annotation, biological process: intracellular protein transport; vesicle fusion.
AUGGCAACCAACCCCCCACAGCUCUUCCUCCUCGCCGAUCAUAUCAAACUCUCACUGCUCGAGCGCCAACGCGCCCUCUCCCUCAACCUUCCCUCCAAUAGCCAGGAUGGUCAGAUCUCACGGUCCUUGGAGCAAUUGCGCUCCGGCAUCGAGUCGCUGGAGUCGCAAGUCCAAGACACCUCAGACGAAUCGAUAACAUCACAACUCCCCCGCCUACGCACCCAACUCGCAGAACUAACCGCCCAAUUCACACCUGCCACCAAAUCCAGCACCCCAACACCCACAUCACCAACCCUAACCUCCCCCAACAACCCCUCUCUAACCUCCGACUUCGCCGCCGCGCAAUCCAAAAAACCCGUGCCCGCGCGCCAAACCUCAAAGUCCGUCCGCUUCUCAGACAAUACCGAUGAAGAAGACGACCCAAACCGCUCCUCCCUCUUCCCCUACCGGGACGACCCCUCCGAUUCCACCCCAGACCAAUCGUCCCUCGACAACGAGCAAAUCCACCAAUACCACAGCCGCGUCAUCGCAGACCAAGACAGCCAACUCGACAGUCUCGGCGCAUCAAUUGGCCGCCAGCGCGAACUCUCUAUGCAGAUAGGAGAUGAGUUAGAUGGGCAGGUUAUGCUGCUGGAUGAUGUGGAGGAAGGGGUGGAUCGGCAUGCGGCGCAGUUCGUGAGAGCGAGGGGACGUUUGGAUCGGUUUAGUAGGAAGGCGAGGGAGAAUUGGAGUUUGACUGUUAUUGUGGUUUUGAUUAUUAUUCUGGUGUUGUUGAUUGUUAUUACGAAAUGA